Ascoidea rubescens DSM 1968 is the source of this 5150-nucleotide messenger RNA. Its product is annotated as pleiotropic drug resistance family ABC transporter. The transcript has a single exon. Gene Ontology annotation, molecular function: ABC-type transporter activity; ATP binding; ATP hydrolysis activity. The coding region runs from base 390 to 4928 and encodes 1512 amino acids. Gene Ontology annotation, biological process: xenobiotic detoxification by transmembrane export across the plasma membrane. Gene Ontology annotation, cellular component: membrane. The record is from RefSeq and is a predicted model, not a curated record. Lineage: Eukaryota; Fungi; Ascomycota; Saccharomycetes; Ascoideales; Ascoideaceae.
UGUUUUGCUUCUUUAGGAAAUUGUGCUCCUUUGUUUGCUAUAUAUAGGCGUUGGUUUUUAUUGUGUUUUAUCUCAUCCACUUUUUAUUUUCACUCUUUUUUUGUUAUAUAUCUAACCCCAUUUCAUUUCAUUUCACUGGAUUUAAUUUUAUCUAAUUUUAUUUUAUAUUAUUUUAUAUUAUUUUAUAUUAUUUCUUCUUCUUUGUUAUCUGGGUUCCUCUCUUCUUAUCCUCAAGUCUCUCAUUCACCUUACAGAAUACUCUAUCAUAUACCCUUAAUUUUCACCAGAACUCUAUCCUUAAACUCUAUUAGACAUACAUAAUACUUCUUUUCAACUACCCUUUUUUGCCAUCGUCCAAUCACCUGAAAUUGUCAGCCUCUCCAUCAAAAAUGAGUGAAGGCACAUCUUCAUCUUAUGAGAAAUCUCCUCAAAAAAAUUUAAAACAUGAUUCCGAUUACGAUGAUAAUUCUAUUCGUGAAUAUAGCGGCUUUGAUUCAAAUGCUGAUCAAAAUAUUCAAUCUUUAGCAAGACAGUUUACUAACAACUCAUUGAAUUCUGAUCUUAAUAGCAACAAUAAAAAUAAAAGUAACAGUAAAUCAUUCCUCAACAUCAUCAAAACUUUAUCCAGAGUUUCAACUGUUCCUGGUCCUGCUCAAAACACUUUUCAUAACGAUAUUGAUCCCAAAUUAGAUCCAAAUAGCGAUGAAUUUAGUUCAAAAGCCUGGAUUAAAAACUUGAGAAAACUCAUUGAUACUGAUCCUGAUCAUUACAAACAUUUCUCUCUAGGCUUAGCCUGGAAGGAUUUGAGAUCUUACGGUGUCGCUGCUGACGCUGACUACCUCAAAACUGUCUCCAAUUUCCCAAUAAAAUUAGCUUCGAAUUUUGUCAACUUGUUUAAAAAAACUGAUGAAAGUAAAUAUUUCGACAUCUUGAAACCAAUGGAUGGUCUAGUCAAACCUGGUGAAGUUGUCGUUGUUUUAGGCAGACCUGGUUCUGGUUGCUCGACUUUUUUGAAAACUAUUGGUGUUCAAACCCAUGGUUUCCAUGUAUCAAAUGACUCUUUAAUUUGUUAUGACGGUUUAACUCCACAUCAGAUCAGUAAAAACUAUCGUGGUGAAAUUGUUUAUAACGCUGAACAAGAAGUCCAUUUUCCUCAACUCACCGUUUAUGAUGUCUUAUCCUUUGCUGCCAAAUUCAGAACUCCUGAAAAUAGAGCCCCUGGUGUUGAUAGAGAAACCUAUGCUAACCAUUUGACCGAAGUUUAUAUGGCAACCUAUGGCUUGUCUCAUACAAGAAAUACUAAAGUUGGUAACGAAUUAAUUCGUGGUGUCUCCGGUGGUGAAAGAAAAAGAGUCUCCAUUGCUGAAGUCUCCCUUUGUGGUGCUCCCCUUCAAUUGUGGGAUAACGCAACUAGAGGUUUAGACGCUGCAACUGCUCUAGAAUUCAUUAGAGCUUUGAGAACUUCUGCUGACGUUCUCGAUUCUACCUCUUUUAUAGCAAUCUAUCAAUGUUCUCAAGAUGCUUAUGACUUGUUUGAUAAAGUUAUCUUACUAUAUGAAGGCCGUCAAAUCUAUUUCGGCUCAACUGAAGAUGCUAAAGAAUUUUUUUUUACAAUGGGUUAUAAUUGUCCUCCAAGACAAACCACUGCUGAUUACUUGACUUCUUUAACCAAUCCAUCUCAAAGAAUCCCAAGAAAAGGUUAUGAAAAUAAAGUCCCAAGAACCGCCGAAGAAUUUGAAUCUUAUUGGAGAAAUUCUCCCCAGUACUCCCAACUAAGAACUGAUGUCGAUGAAUAUGUCAAUCAUUGUAUCACUGAUAAUGUUGUUGAAGAAAUUAGAGAAUCUCAUGUAGCAGCUCAAUCAAAAAAUCAAAGAGCUAGUUCUCCCUACAGAGUAAGCUAUGGUCAACAAAUUAGAUAUCUUAUUCAAAGAGAUUUUAAAAGAAUUAAAAAUGACUUAUCCAUCACUUUAGUAAGUGUUCUUGGUAACACCGGAAUGUCCUUUAUUCUUGGUUCCAUGUUUUAUAAUCUCGAUCAAACCACUUCUUCCUUUUUUCAGCGUGGUGCUGCUCUUUUCUUUGCUGUUUUAUUCAACUCCUUCUCUUCUCUAUUAGAAAUCAUGUCUCUUUAUGAAGCUAGACUGGUUACUGAAAAACAUAAAAUGUAUGCUCUCUAUCAUCCAUCUGCUGCCUCUUUUUCUUCUAUUUUAACUGAAAUCCCUUCCAAAAUUAUCACUGCAAUUGCUUUUAAUUUGGUUUAUUAUUUCAUGGUCAAUUUUCGUAGAUCCGCCGGUCACUUCUUUUUUUACCUAUUGAAUGUUAUUACUGCUACUUUUGCCAUGUCUCAUGUCUUUAGAUGUGUUGGUUCUGCAACUAAAUCUCUUACAGAAGCCAUGACUCCUGCUUCCGUUAUUCUUUUAGCCAUGACUAUUUUUGUUGGUUUUACUAUCCCAACAAGAGAUAUGCUUGGAUGGUCUAGAUGGAUUAAUUAUAUUAACCCUAUUGCUUAUACUUUUGAAUCUUUAAUGGCAAAUGAAUUUCAUGAUAGAGAAUUUCCUUGCGAUACAUUUAUACCUUCUGGUUCUGGAUAUUCCGCUGAUGAUAUUGAUCCCAGUAAUAGAGUUUGCUCCACCGUCGGCAGUGUUAUAGGUCAAAGCUACGUCAAUGGUGAUAAUUUUAUCAAUACCUCUUUUGAAUAUUAUAAUGACCAUAAAUGGAGAAAUUGGGGUAUUGUGUUAGCUUUUGCAGUUUUUUUCCUUUUUAUCUAUCUAGUUCUUUGUGAAUAUAAUGAGGGUGCAAAACAGAAGGGUGAAAUCUUGCUCUUUCAAAGGUCAACCUUGAAAAAAGUAAGAAAACAAAAAAUUGAUAUUGAAAGCGGUAAUGAAAAGAUUCAAGUUGGACAAAAUGAAAGUGAUAGCUCAGAUAUGGCCAAAAAAAUGAUAUCCGGCAAAGACAUUUUCCAUUGGAGAGAUGUUUGUUAUGAUAUCCAAAUUAAAGAUGAAACUCGAAGAAUUCUAAGUCAUGUAGAUGGUUGGGUUAAACCUGGUACUUUGACUGCUUUGAUGGGAGCUUCUGGUGCUGGUAAAACUACACUUCUCGAUGUAUUAGCCAAUCGUGUUACAAUGGGUGUUGUUACUGGUAAUAUGUUUGUCAACGGUCACCUCAGAGAUUCUUCAUUUCAAAGAUCAACUGGUUAUGUUCAACAACAAGAUUUGCAUUUAAGAACAAGUACUGUUAGAGAAGCAUUAUUGUUUUCAGCUUUUUUAAGACAGCCUGCUUCGGUUUCCAAAGAAGAAAAAAUUGAAUAUGUUGAUAAUGUUAUCAAGAUUCUUGAAAUGGAAAAAUAUGCAGAUGCAGUUGUUGGUGUGGCAGGUGAAGGUCUUAAUGUUGAACAAAGAAAAAGAUUGACAAUUGGUGUUGAAUUGGCUGCAAAACCACAAUUAUUGUUGUUUUUAGAUGAACCAACUUCUGGUUUAGAUUCUGAAACUGCUUGGUCAAUCUGUCAGUUGAUGAGGAAACUUGCCAAUAACGGUCAAGCCAUUCUUUGUACCAUCCAUCAACCAUCUGCUAUUCUUUUGAAAGAAUUUGAUCGUUUAUUAUUUUUAGCUAAAGGUGGUAGAACUGUUUAUUUCGGGAAUUUGGGAGAAAAUUGUCAAUCUCUUAUCAAUUAUUUUGAAAAGCAUGGUGCUCCAAAAUGUCCAAAAAAUGCCAAUCCUGCAGAAUGGAUGUUAGCUGUAAUUGGUGCUGCUCCUGGUUCCAAAGCAAAUCAAGAUUAUUAUGAAGUCUGGAUGAGUUCUAGCGAAAGACAAGAAGUUCAAAAAGAGUUGACCCAGAUGGAAAACGAAUUGAUUAAAUUGCCAGUUGAUGACUCUCCUGAACAUCAUAAAUCAUUUGCAACUUCAUUACCUUUCCAAUAUCUUCUUGUGACAAGGAGAGUUUUUGAGCAAUAUUGGAGAAGUCCAAGCUAUAUUUAUCCAAAAAUCUUUUUAACAGUUUUUUCUGCUUUGUUUAUUGGGUUUUCGUUUUUCAAAGCAGGUACAUCUCAACAAGGUUUGCAAAACCAAAUGUUUGCUGUGUUUAUGUCUUUAGUUAUUUUUAACUCUCUUGUUGAACAAAUGAUGCCAGGAUUCGUCUUCCAAAGAGAAUUGUACGAAGUUAGGGAACGUCCUUCAAAAACAUUUAGCUGGCUUGCCUUUAUUUUGGCUCAAAUCACUGUUGAAAUCCCAUGGCAAGUUAUUUGCGGUACUUUAGCUUACUUUUGUUUUUACUAUCCAAUUGGGUUAUAUGAAAAUGCUAUUCCAACAGAUGAUGUUAAUGCUAGAGGCGCAACAAUGUGGCUUUUCUUUGUUUCUUUUUAUGUUUACUGUUCGACUUUGGGUCAAGUUUGUAUUGCAGGAAUUCAAAUGGCAGAAGCUGCUGCAAAUGUUGGUUCUUUGCUUUUCACUAUGUCUUUAACAUUUUGUGGUGUUCUUGCUGGCCCAGAUGCCUUGCCUCGUUUCUGGAUUUUUAUGUACAGAGUAUCACCUUUUACAUAUUUUAUUGAUGGUGUGUUAUCUGUUGGAUUAUCUGGAAAUGAAGUUGUUUGUUCUAGUAUUGAGUAUUUGAAUUUUUCUCCUCCAAGCGGUCAAACCUGUGGUGAAUUUAUGAGUGAUUAUAUAUCAACUGAUGGUGGUUAUUUGUUAGAUGAAAAUGCCACAGGGCAAUGUGAUUUUUGUUCUAUUGCGAGCACAGAUGUUUUCCUUGCUUCUAUUAACUGUGAUUUUUCCAGAAGAUGGAGAAACUUUGGUAUAUUUAUUUCCUAUAUUUUCAUCAAUUUCAUCUUGACAAUAUUUUUGUAUUGGUUAGCAAGAGUUCCAAAAAAAAAUGAUAGAGUGCAGAAUCAAACAGUUGAAAAUCAAACAAUUGAAAAUCAAACAGAUAAAAAGCAAUAAAGCUGUUUCCAUUUAUAAACUAAUGGUUAGUUUAAAAUAUACUUUUAGAAUUAAAAACAAAUAGAAAAUUUAUGUUGUCUAUUUAUUUCUAGCAUUUAAUUACUUUCUUUUUUUUUUCCUGUUUCUCAUUUUUUGUGAUAUUACUUUAUUAAUCCCCAUGUUUCUAGAAAUUAGAAACAAUGUUUAUUUUAAUUCUUUUACAAAAUUGACUAUUUUUAUUAA